This is a messenger RNA of Fonsecaea multimorphosa CBS 102226, 825 nucleotides long. RefSeq lists its product as uncharacterized. The coding region runs from base 1 to 825 and encodes 274 amino acids. NCBI's taxonomy places the organism in Eukaryota, Fungi, Ascomycota, Eurotiomycetes, Chaetothyriales, Herpotrichiellaceae. The transcript has 3 exons. The record is from RefSeq and is a predicted model, not a curated record.
AUGGAUUACCUCAAGCAUCUUCCUCCCCUUCCGUCACGGGACCGCGCCGUCCAAGCCGCCGUCCUUACUGGAACAUCGACCCUGGCAUUGAGCGCACUCAUCUGGUGCAUUCGAGACUACCAUGCUUUCCUGGCUCUUGGUCCUGGUGGCGUUCCAUAUAAUCUCGGCGGUUGGGCUUUUGUUACCAUGAUAAGAUUGUUCGCUCUGUCGAAGCGCGGCGCCACCCAGGUCUCAGACUAUCCAAUCGAUGGCGCACAUGAAGAUAUCAAGAGUUUACCCAACAGGAAGGGCGAGCGCGCGGCCGUCGGGGGGAUCAUCCCGCAUCGUCAGCUUUCACAGUAUCCACCUGAUGAGAUGAAGCCGUACAUCACAAAUUUGUUCAAGAAUAUCGUUGUACAGAACAGCGAUCUCUUAGAAGAACGCCUUUCCCUGUACGAGAAACACAAUCCUGCGCUUUUUCUGCGCGAGGAAGUCCUCGCGAAUAAGGACCCAGCAGCUCCUAGACCGCCUCAAACGGCUUACACUUCCCGCGGAGAAUGUGGGCAUGUCCACCCUGAUUACUCACUCCAUCUAUACCUAUCUCCGGCCGAUGCUCGACUCGUGAUCGAGAAGGGCUGGGCCGAGCGACACAGGUUGGCAAAACCGAAAACGGCAAAUUUCAAUUUCGAGAAAGCCUUCGUCGCCAGUACAUACCUCAUGAUCUACGGCCCCCGCGACACAGAUGAAGUCGAAGUGGUGCGCAAAAUCCUGCAAAACAGCAUUCGUUUCAUGUCUGGAAGAGAGGAUGUCGAAGCACCGGAAUGGAAGGUGGCUCUAGCUCCUUAA